AUGAACAACUUGUCGUCUGUUAAGCUACAUGAUUUGCUGGGUCAAGCUCUAUAUGUAACUUUGAGCGAAACUCGUUCUCUAACUGGCAAGCUCAUAGCCAUCGACUGCAAAGCAAAUCUAUUACUAGACGAAGUAGUAGAGAAUAACGAAGGUCAUGUACGGAGAAUGGGUCUCGUUAGUGUUCCAUUUGCUGCUGUUAGUUCAGUAAAGAUCAAAAAAGAACUUGUGAGCCAAAUUCAGGCUAUGAAAGCAAGUAUUCACUCGCAGUAUGGUUGA
This is a messenger RNA of Kluyveromyces marxianus DMKU3-1042, 276 nucleotides long. It is a transcript of the gene MAK31, whose product is annotated as Mak31p. Bases 1 to 276 code for a protein of 91 amino acids. The transcript has a single exon. Gene Ontology annotation, cellular component: NatC complex. Lineage: Eukaryota; Fungi; Ascomycota; Saccharomycetes; Saccharomycetales; Saccharomycetaceae. The record is from RefSeq and is a predicted model, not a curated record.